CCCCUUCUCCUCACCGCCGCGCAGUGAAGUGGAUGUUUUGGUGAACAAAUAUCACGUCGAAAAGGGACUUAAACACGUUUUAAACAUGACAUUUCGACCGUGUGGGACUUAAAGGGGCGCAGCAAGGGCAACGAGGGGCUUUUUCAGCGAAGGUUUCGGUUUAUUUAUCCGUCGUAUUCCUCCGCAUGUCCGCUUUCUCCGUAGAUGGUCUCCGGCGAGCGUUGUCUGGCGGCGGACGACGAGUUCUCGACGAAUAACAUGAAGGAGAUGAUCGGGGGUUGCUGUGUUUGCUCAGACGAGAGAGGCUGGGCAGAAAACCCGCUGGUGUACUGCGACGGACACGGCUGCAACGUCGCCGUGCAUCAAGCCUGCUAUGGAAUCGUGCAGGUGCCCACUGGUCCAUGGUUCUGCAGAAAGUGUGAAUCUCAGGAGAGAGCAGCUCGCGUGAGAUGUGAGCUGUGCCCCCACAAAGAUGGAGCCCUCAAGAGGACAGACAACGGAGGCUGGGCCCACGUGGUUUGUGCCCUUUACAUACCUGAAGUAGAGUUCGCUAAUGUCUCAACUAUGGAGCCCAUAGUACUUCAGUCUGUGCCACACGAGCGCUAUAACAAGACAUGUUAUAUCUGUGAGGACCAAGGCAGAGAGAGUAAAGCAGCCACUGGAGCAUGUAUGACCUGCAACAAACAUGGCUGCAGGCAGGCCUUCCAUGUCACAUGUGCCCAGUUUGCAGGGCUGUUAUGUGAAGAACAAGGAUCAGAUGCAGACAACGUCAAGUACUGUGGAUAUUGCAAAUACCACCACAGCAAAUUGCGAAGGAGCAGGGGCCGUGGUAGUAGGUCUCAAAGCUUAAGUGACUCUUCCUCUCAGUGUAUGGAUAGACCCCCAGACAAGGACAACAAGAAACACAAGGAGCGGGACAGGCACAAACCGAAACACAAGAAGACCUCCAUGGACAUGUCGCCCUCCCUCGUCCUUCCAAACAUCAUGGUCCCAGAGAAGGCCUACAACAGCAGCAGCUCAGGGGGAGGGGUCCCCUCUCUGCCUGCAUCCUCGCAGAAACGAUUGGACGACGGCAGCGCCCGCUUCACCAACGCCAACUUUCAGGAAGUGUCGUCCGCUCUCUCCGUCGGGAGCUCCAAGGAUGGUUUGGCUGCGGAUGCUGGGAAGGCGGCGUCUGAGGUGAAGAACAAGAAGAACAGCGGCGGAAGUCACGCGGUGGGAACGAGGGGCGGCCGCAAGUCUCUCACCUCCUCAGGGAAACCCCUCCCCUCUGCCGUGGUCACCAUGGCAACCUCCUCCACAUCUGCCUCUGCUUCCACAGGGCCUUUCCACCAAGGCCUGCUGUUGACAAGUGCCAGCAAGACGCCCUCUGCUCCUUCGUCUACAGAUUUUCUAAGUUUCUCCGACUCGUCGUUGCGUCCCGGGGGCGGGACUACCUUCUCCUCCCCGCCGUCUUUCAGCAGCCUGGUGAAGCCGAGCUCGGAGGGCGGAGCCUCAGAAGGAACUGCAACACUGUUUGGUUCUCUUGUGUCCACUACGGCAGUGGGCGGGAAGCUGUAUGAGAAUUCCCACAGUCUCACAGCCAGCGAGACGACAAGCCUCGGUGUGUCCGCUGGCUACAAACGGCCCCAGCCCUCCAGCUCAGGACCAGGGAUCGGAGCAGCAGCCGCAGGAGGAGGGGAAGAUGGGGUAAAGAAGAAAAAGAAGGGCAACUGGCGAAACAGAUUCGGACCUUGCUUCACCACGGAUGUGAAACCUUCAGAGCCAGCGCCCUCCCUGACUCUCCCCACGUCCUCCACGGCCAACACCUCCUCCUCCUCCACCGCCUCCCCUUCCUCCUCUUCAUCCUCGACGCUCUCAGGCCGGCCGGGCUUAGUCUCCAGCAGUGGAUUAGGAGUGGGAGUAGGAGGAGAGAGGGGGCUGGGGGUCAUGGGUGUCGGCGGUGGGAUUCAGAAGUCCCCGUCACUCCUCAGGAAUGGGAGUCUGCAAAGCAACAGCGGCUCCACAACCACUGGGCCAGGUGUUUUCUCUGGUGCCGAUGGGUCAUCGUCGGGGACGGGGGCUGUCGCCGUGGGUGGAGUCAGCUCUGAGUUGUCACAGCAACAGCAGCCCACACCUUCCCUAGCCCCUCCCUCUCCAUUCACUGCCACCGCACCGCUAACCAGCACAGCCUCCACACACGUGAGCGGUCUGCCAGGGUCCGUCUUCAACCUGGCUCCCUCCCACAUGUUUGGCAACAGGCUGAACCCCAACUCAGCCAUGGCGGCACUCAUUGCCCAGUCAGAGGCCUCACCAGCAGAUCAGGAGGCGGGAGACGGCAGCAGCAGCAGCAGCGUCGGAGCUCAGGGCUUCUCCAUAAGAGCUUCUCCCAAGACCACCCCGCGCUCUCCCAUUGGUGGCCUGCAGAUCCGCUAUGACUCCUCGGGGUCGUUGCCGGGGCCAGGGCUGGGGUUGCUAGGGGCGGGGGGAGGCGGCGGGGAGACGCUGCCCCCGGUGGCCACCAGCAUAGAGCAGCUCCUGGAGAGGCAGUGGAACGAGGGGCAGAGCUUCCUGCUGCAGCAGGGAGCACAGGGAGACGUGGUGGGCAUGUUGAAGUCUCUCCACCAGCUGCAGGAGGAGAACAGGAGGCUGGAAGAGCAGAUUAAAACUCUGACCAUGAAGAAAGAGAGACUGCAACUUCUCAGCGCUCAGCUAUCAGUGCCUUUCACCCCCACCACGGCCUCCUCAGAUGUGAAGGGAGGCCAGUUGGGAGCCACUGAUUCAUCUUUACCUGUUGCAGCUCAGGACAGCGCGUCAUGUGGCGGCCACAGCAGCAGCGGCUCCACCUCCUCUCUCUCCACCCCUCCCUCCGUCUCCCAGAGCCCACCCCAGCCGCAGCUCAACGGGGUCGCCGCCGUGGGGACGACCCCGGCCGGGCUGGGCGGAGUGGCCGGACUGAUGGGCGCUCUCGGUGCGGGGAGCGCGCUGGGCAUGGGGGGGAUCGUCGGGGCCCUGAACGGGGUGAUCCAGACGCCGGCGGGCACCGCCAGCCCGCACACACACACUACUGGAGCAGCGACGGCCGUCACACUGCCUGUCAAUAACAGCAGCUCAGCAACUAGUAAGAACAGUGCUGCGCGGCUCGGCCUGCUGUCUGAGCAGCAGAAACUCCUCCUGCAGCAGCAUCAGCUACAUCAGCUGCUGUCCUCACAGCCUUCGGCGGAGCAGCAGCAGGUGCUGCUCUACCAUCUGAUGCAGCAUCAGCAGGACCUCCAGCAGCUGCAGUCCCUCUCCUCCUCCGGCCAGAUUCCCUCCAUCCCACUCUCCUCCGCUCAGCUGCCCAUCAACAACCUGCUGCCUGGCGCCCAGAGCCAGGGCCAAGGCACCAUCACCGCCAACCCUUUCCUGGCGCUACAGCAUGCACACACUGACACACAUGCCUCAGGGGCGCAGAAGCCGCGGCUAGCUGAGAAGGCCGUGGGCGUCGCAGGGCAGGAGAAGACAUGACGGCAGUUGCUGUUUUGUUUUUUGGUUGUUAUUUUUUUGAAUAAAUAUGCAGAGUUUUUGGGAGAUCAGCCUGUUGGUCAACUUAACAAUUCAGUGAUGAGAACAUCAGCAGCAGAAAAAUCUGUGUCCCUUGUAGAUUAUUCUUUCCAGUGAUUGAUAGCAGAUGUAAUAGCAGAAGACAAAAAAAUAUAUAUACUAUCUGUUAAAUAUAUAUGUAUUUUUUUUCUUUUGCAGACAUUAACUGCAAGAAACUAAGGUUUACUUUCUCAACAUUUCCAGGCUACAAUAUUACAAUAUUUUGUGUAAAUUAGUAGUAUUUAUUUCCAUCCAAUUUUAGAUGACUUUUUAGUUUUAGCGCUGCUUUAAAAUCUUUUUGUCACGGUUCAGAUAAUGUUUUUUCAUUUAAUAUCAGUGGUAGCAGUUUAAGGUAUGUUAGCGUCAGUAUGUAGCACCAGAGCACAUGAUGUUUCCAUGCUCUUCUCUCAACAGGUGAGUUGACCAACAAGUCAGCUUCCCAAAAAACUUUUUCCUUUUAAUUAUUGUCUCAAUAUUUUCUUCUCUUAUCCCUUCAUUCUUCCGCUUCUUCACCUUUUCAUUCCUCACUCUCUUUUUUUUUUCCUCUCGUCGCUGUGUCAUGUCUUCUCCUCUCUCCAUUUGUCUCCACAUGUCCCUCAUCACUGCCUCAUCCUCCACACUCAUAUCCCUCUCGGUCUGGUCUCUGCUGUUUCACUCUCUCAGGGGCCUCAGCUAACCCUAGUUGUGCACUCAGCACACAAGCUAGCACACACAGAACUACAAACAUAAAAAGAAAAAAAGCAGAAAUACAUAAAUAUAUAUAUGUAUAUAAAUAUAUAUAUAUUAAAAAAACUACAGUUCCCUACCACAGGACUUAACAGUAGCAGAUGUAUGUUUGACAUCUAUCUCGCGGCGGUCCCGAGGGAAAUAUUGAGUUAGAGGCUUGUGAAAAUAUCCCACGUUCUCACUGUUGCCUCUCUCUCUAUGUCUCUUUCACUCCGUUUGUGUAGAUCUAUUAAUGUCAGUGAGCCAAGCCUGGUACGGUCACUGCAGAAGCCUUGCUUUUGACUGUCUCUUCUCUGGGCCAGAUACAGGGGGCUCACUCAGGGAAGUGAAAUGUAAAACAAGGAAGAAAAAAAAAAUUAACAGACAGAUGCAUUUAAUCCACACGACGCCAACUCACAAAAAGAAAUGAUGCAGUCGGUUGUCAUUAGAUUUCAUCUUCCUGAUUGAGCCCCUUGCCGCACCUACCUCUUGAGCAGGACCAGCCUAUCAGGACCUAAAGGGCCGACAGCAGCGGCCCACUAAAAAACCCAUAACAGUCAGGACUGGCCAAUCAGGGUCCAAACCCAAGUGCCUGAGGCCAAGGGGAGGGGGGGGGGGUGGAUUUAUUUUCCUUUUACCUGUGUCCCUGUCACUCACAACGCUACUGGUAAUUAAGCUGCGUUGCUAAGGCAACAGAUUACAAAACACUUGGUAACGUCAGGGUUGACGUGCCAUCUCUUUAAUAAAACCAGGAAAUCUUAUUCUGCUGCAUUCUCUAAUAUCAAAGCCAACUUUGUAUUGUGCUUUUUAUUUAUUUGGAGUUUGUUUGUGUAAUGGGCAUAAGAUGAUAUAUUUUAAAAGCCCGCUGGUGUUGCAAUUUAACAUCAUUUUGUACUACUGUGUAAAGUUUUGUUUGUCUUUUUGUUUUUCUCCAUACAGUUGAAUCUUGCUGUAAACCCUUUUUAAUGACUUCUAUUCUGUGUCAUGUGUUUUGAAAGCUAGAAGCUACUUGAUAGUUGGCUGAUGGGGAGGGGGUGGUGGCUGUAUAUAGCUGUUUGUAAGGGGGGGGGGGGAGUGUGUCAGGGGCUGUUUGGUGGCACAGUUUUUACCUCGUCAAGUGUACAUAGACCUUUCUCAUUGGCCGUUGGUGUACAUAAGUGAUUGUGAUUGGCCGUGCUGGUGUGAAGGAAAGCCAAUGAAGCCUCAGUUUGUGUGUGUGAAUCUAUAGGACCAGACAAAAAAAAAAAAAAGGUUGACAGUGACUGGACACACAAAGUAUUAAUUUAUUUUUAUAUGUGCAGGGACAUUGUGUUUCUUUUAUUAAGUUUUGCACCAUUUUCUUGAUGAGAACUCAUUUUAUACUCGGGGCACCGUGUUUUCAUCUGUGCACACAUUUGUUUGGAUCAAUUUUGUACAAGUGGAAAAUAAUGGGGGGUGGGGAUCUGACAUUGUAUUUCAAAACACCAAAUUAAAGAAACACUCUGGAUAAAGUAA
Messenger RNA from Thunnus maccoyii (southern bluefin tuna), 5760 nucleotides. It is a transcript of the gene mllt10, whose product is annotated as MLLT10 histone lysine methyltransferase DOT1L cofactor. The transcript has 21 exons. Lineage: Eukaryota; Metazoa; Chordata; Actinopteri; Scombriformes; Scombridae. Bases 205 to 3486 code for a protein of 1093 amino acids. Gene Ontology annotation, biological process: regulation of transcription by RNA polymerase II. Gene Ontology annotation, cellular component: nucleus. The record is from RefSeq and is a predicted model, not a curated record. Gene Ontology annotation, molecular function: nucleosome binding; histone binding.